Messenger RNA from Larimichthys crocea (large yellow croaker), 2389 nucleotides. RefSeq names its product zinc finger protein 391. NCBI's taxonomy places the organism in Eukaryota, Metazoa, Chordata, Actinopteri, Sciaenidae. Gene Ontology annotation, molecular function: DNA-binding transcription factor activity, RNA polymerase II-specific; RNA polymerase II transcription regulatory region sequence-specific DNA binding. Gene Ontology annotation, cellular component: nucleus. Gene Ontology annotation, biological process: regulation of transcription by RNA polymerase II; embryo development. The transcript is spliced from 2 exons. Bases 704 to 1615 code for a protein of 303 amino acids. The record is from RefSeq and is a predicted model, not a curated record.
AUGCUCAGAGAAGCACGAUGAAUCCAGAUAAGUUUAAAAGUAUUUAAUGAGAUGAGAGAAGAUUUAAUGUACACUGCUGGCAUGUAUCACAAAGCAAUCAAACUAAACAAAAAGCGGUCAACAAAAAAUUACGGCUACCUAACCUGCCUCUCUCCUCCCCUAGUGCAGGUGAUUCAGCCCUUAAUGUUACCUACGACUAUCAUCGGCUGGCACCCACGUGACCCAAACCACACGCAUCACCAUGGCAACAAGACUAAUAUACAAAUAAAUCAAACCCAGAAUACUGAAAAACAAAACAAUAUAUGGCUCCUACAGGUCCAUUAAACUCAAUAGCUGACUGUAUCUUCAAAAAGAAAAUAGCUGUCUGCUCGUAAUGCUUUGCUUAUGUGUGAUCGGCAGACAUAUUUUGUUACAUUUAUUACAUUGUGUUGUUACAGAUUGUGGUGAUUUAUUCCGGAGAGUUUACAACAUUUACUGAUGAUAUUAAACGCACCAGUUUUCAAUCAAAUACCAUCAGCUGAAAGCGGAACAUUAUAACUCUGCACAUCCACCGUCGGAACUUAACAGUGUGACAUCCAGCGGAAGUAAACAAACACUACAGCUGUUAGCAGCGUUAGCUCUGUGCACGUGACGUUAUUGAAUGAAGUGAAGACGGUAUUGUAGCGGUGACACAGUUAAUUAUUUCAUUUGUAAUUAAGCAACAAUGUCUUCAGUUGAGUGUUUGAGAGAGUUUGUCAACGAGCGACUAAAUGCUGCUGCUGAAGAAAUAUUUGGAGUUUUUCAAAAAACUAUCGUCGAGUACGAAGAAGAGAUCUCUCGUCAGCGCAAACUGCUGGAUAUCGUUUGGAAACCUGAAAUAAAGUUACACAGGAUAGAUCUCCAACAACAACAUGUCUGUGAGGAGGAAGAGGAGGAGGUUCUCACUGACCAGCAGCUCUGUACCCAGGAGAGGAGCUCCAGUCUGGACCAGGAGGACCCAGAGCCUGUACAGAUUAAAGAGGAACAGGAGAAACUCUGCACCAGUCAGGAGAGAGAGGAGCUUCUGCUGAAGGUGGAGGUUAAUACCUUUGUGGUGACUCCUACUGAUGAGGAAAGGGACCACGGUGAACCAGAACCUGAAAGUGACCACCAUCUGCUGUUGAACAACUUUUAUGCAGCUGAGAGCCAAGAUCAGAAAGGAUACAAGCAUGAAGACUCUACUAGAGAUGCAGAGUCAGAACAAAACAAUCAACAAUAUGAAAACAAAAGUCACAGUAACAUUGUCUACAACCCUGACUUGUCCGGGGCUGACAGUAAUAUUCACAAACCGUCUUUUAAAUGUAACACUUGUGGAAAGGAUUUUAAGUAUAAGUCAUGUCUUCCAAGACACACGAGAAUUCACACAGGUGAGAGGCCGUACCUUUGCAAAACCUGUGGGAAAAGAUUCAAUGACGUGUCAGCAUUGAAAAAGCAUCAGAUAAUCCACACAGGUGAGAAGCCAUACCUUUGCAAAACCUGUGGGAAAGGAUUUUGUAGAAAUGACAACUUAAAACAGCAUCAAAUGAUUCACACAGGUGAGAAGCCGUACCUUUGCAAAACCUGCGGGAUGACAAGAUCCAUGACGUGUCAACAUUGAAAAGGCAUCAGAUAAUUCACACAGGUGAGAAGCCGUAUACUUGCACAACAUGUGGGAAAGCUUUCAGAGACAAGAGUGCCUUGAGAAAACAUAUUAGACGCAUCCACACAGGUGAGAAGCCGUACACCUGCAUCAUGUGUGAGAAAACAUAUUGCCACAUAUCUGACUUGAAAAGGCACAUGAAAAUACAUACAGGUCAAUAGCCGUUAACUUGCAAAUCAUGGCAGCUUUCACACAUAGUGGUUACUUUACAGUCCAUGAGAAGAGCCAACACUGGUGAGAGACCUUUGCAAUGUUUGGCAAAACCUCUAAGACGCAGACAAGAAGCUUUGUAUUUGCAAAACAUGUUGGAGAGUAUUCAUUUCUAGUGGUUUGUGUUCAGAACUGAAGAACUCACUGACUGACUGUUUUGUAUGACUGUACGAGAAGUCCUGUUGCUCAUAAAUGUGUCUUAUUUUUGCUGUUUUAUACUGUACACUACUUCACUGUGUCUGGUUUAUAGCUGAAUUAGCGAAUUGAAUUAUCAGAAUUUGUGAAAUGUUGUUUUUAUACAUAAUAUGUAUGUUUGUAUAUACACACAGAGACAUACUGAAAUAUAGGUUUACAAAGUCUAAAUGUUUUGUACUUUUUUUUUGGAGCACUGCUAAUAUACAGCUCUGUGAUCAACACUGCUUGCAAAAGUUCUGAUGUGUCACGAUACAGAAAGAAUGGAUUAAACAAAAUGACAUUUAAAUUGGAUCAGAGAGUCAUAUAAUAAACAAUCAUCUUUACUUC